Belonocnema kinseyi is the source of this 13167-nucleotide messenger RNA. It is a transcript of the gene ldd, whose product is annotated as ATP-binding cassette sub-family A member 12. Gene Ontology annotation, molecular function: ATP hydrolysis activity; lipid carrier activity; ATP binding. Gene Ontology annotation, cellular component: intracellular membrane-bounded organelle; membrane. The transcript is spliced from 52 exons. Lineage: Eukaryota; Metazoa; Arthropoda; Insecta; Hymenoptera; Cynipidae. Gene Ontology annotation, biological process: lipid transport; transmembrane transport. The record is from RefSeq and is a predicted model, not a curated record. Bases 372 to 12710 code for a protein of 4112 amino acids.
CGUCGAGGCCGCGAAUUGCCAGUCAGUUCCUCCGGUCGAGUGAAGCAUUUCGUGCCAAAAGAAAGUGAAAUAAACGACCGAGAGUGAAAGACCGACUGCGAGCAGCAGAGGAAAACCUGUGCACGAAAGAACCUCCACACAGGAUCUUUUAGCUUAAGUUUUGCUCCCAAGGCUACACGUUACGGAUGAAACCCUUUGUUAACUUUCCAGAGCUGUAUUUCUGGCCUUCGCAGUUACGUGAUAAGCUGAGCCGCGGGACCGAAAGAGUGGCGGUUUCGCAGUCAAGCGUGACAAAUAGCUCGAGGGCCGCCAUCUCAGCACGUUAGUUGCAUCAGGUUGCGUCAUGCAUCCAAAUCUACCAGAAAUAGUUCAUGCGACCCUGUCUGUUUACGUUUGGAUUUCCCCGAUUCAGGAUGAAGGCGACUGUAAGAUAUGCCAUGAAAAAUAUCGGACUAGUCUUCCUGAAGUUCGGGACGACGAGACACUUCGAAUUAAUAAAGGCUCUUUGCGGUUCUUCAAGCAGGAAGAUGGGAGGUGACCAGCUUGGUCUCCUCCUCUGGAAGAACUACGUUGUUAGAAAACGACAACCGGGCAUACUGAGCCUGGUGUUUUUAUGGCCAGUUUUUGUGUUUUUGGUUCUGUACACUGUCCGUGAUAAUGUCGAUCCAGAAUAUUUUCCCACAUGCCAAUUUCCUGCGAGGUUCAUGCCUCAAGAUGGGAUCUUGCCAUUCAUUCAAAGCUUCGUUUGUGGUGUGGGAAAUCCUUGCGAACCAUUAUCAGAAUACGAGGAAGUACCAUCUUAUAAAAAUGCUAUGAUGAGUCCACUAAUCACAGAAAUUCAAACAGUUCUGCAAAAUAACACGAUUCUUUCAGCAGUAUCUUUUCUACCAAAAGGUCUCCAACUAAUCAAGUCAAUGGCCCAAAUUCUUACUCAACCGGAAAUUAAACAACUUUUUGAUAGAGGAAUCCGCCUUGGAGAUUUGUUCAAUAAUCAUGAAACGAUUAAAAGAUCCUUGAAAAAUCAAGUGCCUCAAGCAACAGAAAGUUUGAUCGAUGGACUCUUCAAUUCAUCAAUUAAAUUGAUAUACCUGAUCGAAGGAUUUGGUUCCUCAAACAUCGAAGACAUCGUCUGUUCAGCAGAAAGCUUGAAGAAGUAUCUAGUCGUACCCAAUGAAAAGGAUCUUGUCACUAUAUCAAAAGUGCUUUGCGAAAUAGAUCCAGCGAAAAUUCCUGGAAUUUUGGAACAAUUGACACAUCAUUUAGAUUUUACUGGGCUUCUUGAAAUGGUCAGUCGAGCUAUGGCUAAAUUUCAAGACUACAAUUUUUUUAAGGAUUUAAAAAAAACUGCUGAAACCAUCCUUAGCCUGAGAAUUGUCGAUAAAUAUGUUCCCAAAUAUCUAAAAAUUCAAGAAUGGUUGCCAAAGAUGAUUCCCCUUUUUAAAAAUGUCUCGUUUAAGGAAAUGAACCCUCUAUUCAUAAAUCAAAUAAUAGAUGUACUCGAUCCAAUUUUUCAAGAUGAAAAUGAUUGGAAAACAGCUCGAAGUGCUUUUCUGAAGCUAAAAGAUUUGCUCGCUUUGGUGAAAGACAUCAUAAAUAAUGGAAAGUCUCACGGAGAAGAUGUUUCUAGUCUCAUACAAAAAAUUGGAGGAAAUGCGAAGGAUGUAGCUUCCAAUUUUGUCGAGUAUGAGAAAAAUGUCACGAAAGCUUUGGAUAUUGUCUAUCUAAUUUUGCAAGAUGGUGUUAAACUCACCAACAAAGUGAUACAACAACACGAAGAUAAAAUGCAGAUUGCAGCGGAAGUAUUGGAUGGGAUAAAAAAAUUUUUUUCACAAAAAAUACUAAGCAUGCUUUCGUACUUAGUGUCAUUAACAGACAACGUAGUUCAAAUCACUCAUCACGUAGCUGUUAUUCACGAAGAAUUAUUGAUUAAGAUUAAUAAUGUUGCCCAGAAUCAUGAGACCCUCGUACAAAAUAUUCUGAAGAACGUGGAACCGCAUGCUUACAGAGCAGCAGUAAAUUCUUUUUCUCGCUUGGAUUUUAUUGAGAACAUUUUGGAGGGUUUAUCAUCAAAGAAGAUCGAAGAAGUAUUGUGCGAAGAAGAUAAUUUCAAUGAAGUAUUUAGAGACGUUAGAGAGAAUAAGGAUCAACUAACAAAUCUGAAUGAUUCUUUCUGUAGUGAAUCUGGCAAAAAGUUCGUUGCUGAUCUCUAUAACACGUUUGAAAUGAGAAAUUUCAGUCGAAUUGUAGAAAACACUUUAACGACAUUUAUUUUCAUGGCUUUGCAAAGACCUAUGCCUUUCGAAAAGUCUAAUCUAACGGGGUCUAUAGGAACUAUUAGGUCCUUCAUAACCUACCUAGAGGAAGCUGAAUCAAAAAGAUUGGAAUCAUCUUGGGCCAUGUUUCUGAUCCCGAAUGAAUGGAAAAAAGCUUUUGAAGAAACUCAAUCUCAAGGACGUUUGGACAUCUUAGGCCUUCAUCUGAGUAUGGCGAAGUUUCUGGGAUCAAAGAGUUUUUCUUACUUUACCAUUGAACCAAAUUUAAUCAAAAUGGAUUUGCUUGCUGGUGAUAUUUUAGAUGAUCUUGAAACUCAUCCUAGCGAGUGGAUUGCAGACGUUCGGAUUCACAAAAAUGAGUUGAUUAAGUCUUUUUAUUUAACUGCCAUUGAUAGACCAAAGGUGUUAAGACUGCUUGAAUACUCGAAUCUAACAAAAAAUGUUUGUCUGGAACCGAAUGCGCCGAAUCUAAUAAAUUUCCCUCCAGGUUCAAAUGCCACAUUUUUAAUAAACCUAAUUUGUCGACCAAUAAAAAUUGUAGAAUCGACUCUUAGUGUGAACUUAUCAAACAUAGAAGGCCGUGAAACGAUGAAUCGUGAUUUCAACUGGACAGGAUUUAAUGAGAAAGUCAUUAAGAUUUAUCAUUAUGUUGAUUCUCUUGUGCAGCAAGAAAAUCCAGAUAAUUAUGCUGGUGAUUUAAAUAAACUUCUGGAAAAAUUUAUACAAUCUUGGACGAAGGAUAUAUCAGUGACGGAUGCCUGGGAAUUCAGCGUAGGAGUUUUGUGCAAAAUGUUUACUGUUAUGGAAUAUCCUCUUUUCAAUGCAAAACAGUUAACUAAUUGGAAUAUGUUCCAUGCUCUGGCUUGGGCUGCAUCUUUACUUGCUGAUAACGUCGAAAAUGUCGUAGAUCAAAUUCAAAAGAAAAAUCAUACUAUUGAUUUAGAAGAUGUAUUAAAUUUAAUGCCACAGACUUCAAGUUUCUUGAGUAAACUUUUGAGGAAUCUUGCCCCUGUAACUCUUGAUUUUAUUGACAUGACUGUUAAAAUUCCUCUGCAUUUUAUUUCUGCUCUCAACGAAUAUAAAUCACGAGAACCUGAUUGGCCCUGCAUCAAAAACGUAAGUAUUGGCGAGGCUCUAGAGUUCAGAAUAGGAAGUCGAGAGUUGGUGACAGAAAUUGAGAAAAUAUCCUGCGAUCCGAGUUUAUUAAUCGAGGAAUGGAAUGAGCAGCCUUUACUAAAUAAAGUUCGCAAAAUUUUUCAGCACGACGAUUCUGUUAAGUUACCAUACUUUAAUUGGGUGGAAGGAUAUUCAAAGUUUCGUCGAUUAGUUGGAAAAAUAAAUUCUCUAUUGGAUUCAUCAGAGGAUGUGGGACUGUCAGACACCCCGAGUUUGUCUGUUUAUAUGAAAAACUUUAUGCCAGAGGUCCGGAAAAUGGUGACUGAAAGUUUACCUGGAGCAGUAGAUCAAACUAGAAAAAUACUGGAUUUUAUCGACAAUAAAAUUGAUGAAGGAGUGGAAAUCUUACAUAGUCAUUCUUCAGCAAGGGAUGUGUGGCGAUCCAACGGUACUUCAAUAGAUUUGGAUUAUUUUCUUGCUAUUGGAAAAUAUUUGACUAAUGUUUUGCACGAAGUGACAGUUUUAUUUUCUGGUAUUCUUAAUGAAGAUCCGAAAAAUAUCAGCCUUCUCUCCUUGCUUGGAUUCAGGGACAACAGUGCGAUAGCAAUAGCUUAUAAUCGUCUUCCAAAUAUAAUAGCUACAUUCAUAAAUGGUUUGUCUGAUCCUACAGUCGACAGUCGAACAAUAAACGCCAUUAAAAGAAAAAAUAUUUCUUGUUCAGAAAUAUUCCUAUGGCUCUCUGACUCCAGGGUAGAUCUUUCUCUCGAUGAGUACAGAAUUUUGAAAAAUUUUACAUGUGACCUUGACCCAGACAACUUUAAUGCAUUCACUGACCUUUAUAUGAAGGAGGCUGUAGUUUGGGAAAGCUCGUUCUCCGAUUAUCAAUCCUUCUUUUUAAGCUUAGGAAUCGAUAUGUACGAUUUAGGGAAGACGAUCGAAAAUCGUACUAAAAGUGGUAUAAAAGUCGAACUUCCAUUCGGAGAAAAUUAUUUUGAUAAUGUUCUGAAAACAUUGAAACGGGAGCUUAACAACAAUGUGGAUGAAGUUGGUGGAAUAAUACUUAGUAAUAACCCAGAGAGCAGAACUUACCGUUUGGUGAUAGAAGGUAUUUCCGAAGUUUUAAGCAACAUUGCUAAAGCUUUGAGAGGAAUAAAUUUAAAAAAUAAUGAACUGCAUACCUGGGACUUGUUUGAAAAGGGUGAUGUUCAUCAAAUCAUGAAACUUUUUGAAAACCAUCCCACAGAAACAAUUUCCCUCUUUGCUAUUUUAAGCGAACUUGAUCCCAAAACUAUGCAGCUACAGCCGAUAAAACAUUUUAAAAAGAUUUGGUGCACUUCACAUCCCAAACUUGGUAUAUGGGCUGGACCUAACGCAACACAUUUUCUGAGGGAAUUUUGUUCUUUUGAUUUUGAUCCGUUGUUGAAGACCUUAACGAGCGAGGAAUUAUAUGUUGUAGCAAGUGGCCACACGGACGUAUUACAGAAAGUAACACCUCUAUCAAAAUCAGUGUCUCUUCUAUUGGAUCAAAUUAUAGAACUGAGAUCCAAAUAUCCGAAACUUGUUUUCCAAUCCACUAUUUUGAAUUCUACAACCUGGAGAUAUUUACCUAUCGAAACUUGGAGAAUGAUUAAUCAGACUGAACUCUCUUGGGUCAACAAACUUGUAACCGAAUAUUUUCCAGAUGAAUCGCUCAUGGGACAAGUACACAGGGUACCUCAAGUUCUCACAUCAGUCCUUGAACUUUUAUCCGGAGGAGAUAUCUGGCAAAAACUUAGAGUUAUUUACGAAGGUUCAAAAAUAAAACCUCUUCUAACAAUCGUUGAGGAUCUGCCUAAUCUCGCAAUAACUCUCGUCGAUACUUUUGUUAAUUCCGAAAGAAUUGGCGACUUUGCUGAACAAUUUUUUUCUGGCAAAGUAAAGCUUUGCGAUAUAGACAGAUAUUUAAUACCACCGAAUUUUGUAAGAAAGAAAGGAAUCCUCUCGAGCAUCACAAUUGUGUGUCAAAAAAUAAUAAAUGGUGAGAAACUUAGAGCUGAGGAUUUUUUGCCGUUGGACUUUUAUGCUGAGAAAAAUCGUUUGUACGAGAUUCGAAGUAACUCAGGACAAGAAAAUUUUACUGUAUAUAACAAAACUUACCUUAUGGAAAAAAUUUACAAAUUUCAAACGACUUUAAUACGAAGUAUGUCAGAGGGCUUCACCGAUGUUAAAAUCCCGACAUGGUGGUCUUCAUUUGAAGAAGGAACUUUAAAAGAUUUUCUUCUAAAAUACAGAAGUAAAGAUUUGAGAAAAUUAGCUCAUUCUUCCGUGAAAAAGUCUAUCACUGUUCUGCAGAAUAUCUUGAAUUCCACAUCUUUAAAAAAUAACUGUACCUGGUGCAACACACUUCUUGUAGAAAUUUUAAAUUCUCAACUAAUACGACAUGCAGAUUAUUCAAAAUUAAUAUGUAAAUUGAGUAAGAUGAAAGUGGUGGAGAUUCAUGAUACGAUGCUAAAAGACUUUUAUUGGAACAAAACUAUCAAUAUGAUCAAGCACUAUGAAUAUCUAAAUAACAAGAAAACACUCAAGAGUUUAAUGGGCACAUUAGAAAAUACUUUGCACUACGUAGCAGAUAUCAUUGUGGAUCAUCAGAAUGCUACUUAUCACAAAGAAGUUCACGAAUGUUUUUACAAAUUUGUCGGUGGACCUUCGUAUUCAAGACCUGGAUUGUAUAUCACUAUGAUGAUUGGAGUUCUCGAUUCAAUUGAGAAAAACGUACAUUUGGUGGAUACGGCAACUAAUCAUCAACACAUUAAAAAGUUAUCAAACCUGGCAGAGAAAUACGUACCGAUUUGGAAGCCUCUUCUUGAAGUUGUUCAAGUCGUAGAUAAGGAAACUGUAAAGCAUAUGCUUCCAGAUGCCAAAAUCAAUGUAAAUUUGUUGUCAGGUGAAGAAGAAAGUACUCUAUGUCAUCCUCCAAAACGAUGCCAAAAUGCAACAGUUCUCUAUGAAAUUCUGAAUAGAAACAAGUCUAAAAAACUACUUCUCUUCAAUCCAAAAACUUCAUCUUACGAUUCCAUAGAUGAGGUAUCUGCAUUGCUUGCUAAGAGUAUUAAUUUUAAAUUAAUUGACCAAAAACUUUUACUCUGGAGAAGAGAGGCUGGCUGGGAUCUUGAGUGGUUAAAGAGCAUUUUGAGACACUUAUCUGCGGUUAUGGAGGAAGGAGGAAGUUUGUUUGAUGUGGUUAGCAAAGUAGAUUUUGAAAAUGUUUCAAAUGCUCUUGGUGUUCCGGAUAUUGUGGAUGAUGUUGUCAGUAUCGUAAAUGGAAAAACCAUAGAUAAACUCUUUGAUGGAUUGAAUGAAAUUCUUGAUGACGUUGAUCCCUUUAUCGGAGAUCCUGUGAUUAGAGAAGAUCUGAGAAGUAUGGUAGAGGCGCUUGAAUCGAUGGAAAUAUUCAAGAAUCUUGGACUUUUGAACAUGAAGUAUGGAGUGCAAGACAUGUUCAAAAACUGGGACGUUCUCAGAAAAUAUUUAGUUGAACAAGCAGGUCUUUCAAAUGCUGCAUCAAGGAUUAUGAGUGAAUCUAAAGUCGAUAUGAUUUCCGUAUUCUUAAAAGAACGACGUGCCUUGGAUUUGAAAGAUACAAUUUGUUCCCCUGAUAAGCUAAGUGAGAUGUUGAGUUUUGAUCAGAGCCACGUUACGGCUGAAGAAGUUAGUUCUACUUUGUGUGAACUGAAUAGUGAACAUACACAAAAUAUGAUGAUCACUCUCAUCACGAAUCUCAACUUUGAAUAUAUCUUCAAAAACCUGAUGACAGCGAAUGUUAAAAAUAUUUUGAGGAACGCUAAUCUGACCGAAGCUGAUGGGAAAGAUGUUUUGGAAAAUAUCGGGGUUGCUGCCGAACUUGUGCCAUUCUUCAAGGAGAAGCUCACAUCCAGUAUUUCUUCACCGUUAACUGCUGCUAGUACAAAUUCUUCUGAUUUGAUGUCCAACGAUCAGUUUCUUGGAGAAGCCAGUAAAAUGUUGUGUAGCAGGCCAUUAGUAGAAGAAGGUGGUCAGUUUUACAGGGUGAUUAAAUCAAUCGAGGAUAAUACAAAAAACUAUAACGAAAGAGAAUUAAAUUCAUUACCAACUGAAUUUUGCAGAGACAUCUAUAAGAGUGUUUUGAGUAUGGCUGGUGGAAAAAUCAUCUGGUCUUAUGUAAAGCCUUUAUUACGAGGUCGUAUACUUUAUUCUCCAAACACCACAUUAAUCCAGGAAGUUAUGCAGCUUUCAAAUCAAAGUUUCUGGGAGCUGGACAAAUUCGCAGGUUUAAUGAAUAGUUUUCAAAAAACCCUUGAUUCCAUCGGUCGUCUGACAGACAUGGGGGAUAGUUUAAAGGACCUACAGGACAUUAUAUCUUCUGACGUUAUGAAGGUUGCCCUUAAAUCCAUGAGCGGGGAAAACGUUAAUGUCGAUUUUUCGAGUCUUGAUUUGAGUGAGGUAGCUUGGCAGUUAAAGAAAAACAAUCGAUUAGUAAAAAUGAUCGGGAUGUUGAACGAAUUGAUGGACUGUGUCCUCCUGGACCGCCAUGUAGGAUUCUUAACAGAAGAAGAACUCGAAAAAGAAGCUGAAAGAUUAAUGGAGACAAAAGAAUUUCUGGCAGGUGUCGUCUUUCUUGAAGAUUCUGAACGCCAUAAGAGAUCUUUAGAGUACGAUUUGCCUUAUAAUGUUACGUAUAAAAUAAGAAUGGACGUUGACUACGUUCCAUCGACUAGAAGACUGAAGAAUCAGUUUUGGCUUCCUGGACCAGAGGGUGAUUUCUUAGAGAAUAUGAGAUAUGCUCGAGGAUUUAUCCAGAUUCAAGAUUCCAUUGAUAGAGCGAUUAUUAAAGUAAAGUCUCAGUCUAGUCAAGAAUGGAUAACAAUGACUCAACAGAUGCCUUAUCCUUGCUGGAAAUAUGCUCCAUUCCAGUCUACAUUGUACGAAUCUCAAGGUCUUAUUAUUUGUUUCUUCUUCGCCUUAAUGAUGUGCGUUGGAGCUUCUGUUAGGCAUAUGGUCUGGGAAAGAGAAUCUCAAAAUGCAAUGGUUAUGAGUGUGAUGGGAUUGAAACCAUGGAGGAACACUUUUGCCUGGUGGAUAACAUCCUUCAUCGAACUAUCCAUAGUAAUGUCGUGUAUCGCUUUAAUACUCAUCGCUGGAAAAAUCCUUCCUAAAUCUGAUCCGGUGUUGGUUCUCGUUUUAUUUUUUGAUUAUAUUUUUUCAAUUGUAGCAUUCUGCUAUAUGAUAUCAACCUUGUUCAGUUCAGCGAGUUUGGCUGCUGUGACGUCUGUAGUUAUGUUCUUGUUGACCUACAUGCCUUAUAUUAUAGUCAUUGCUAUGGAAGCUAGUAUGAGUCUUGGUUACAAAUUAUUUAUCUGCCUAAGUAUGUCGACCAGUUUUUCAUAUGGAUGUCUCUACGCUGUACGAAGAGAAGUCCAGGGUACUGGAUUGACCUGGGCUACAAUUUGGGAAGAGUCCAGUCCUGGUGAUCCAAUGUCAUUGGGUUUGAUGCUCACAAUGAUUUUCAUAGAUGGUUGCAUUUACGCCCUAAUCGGUUACCUAGUGACUAGGUAUACAAAUUCAGGCAAGGGUUUUCAUGGAUUGCGAUCUCGCAGUUUGUGGUGGGAUAACAACCGUGCCCUCUACGGCCGGUCCGACUAUCUCGCCUUCAUCAACAACCUUUAUUUCACUAACGACGUUCUACAUCCUUCAGGCACUUAUCAAGAUGAAGAGACGGACUCGAGCAGUUUGACAGUGAACGAGAUGCAGGUUGGCGUAAGUUUCGAAGGAGUUCGUAAAGUCUAUCAAACUGAACAGGGCUUUCGUGCCGCUGUGGACGAUUUCACAUUGAAGCUUUGUGAAGGUGAAGUGACAAGUCUUUUGGGGAGAAAUGGUGCUGGAAAAACUACAAUUAUAAAACUUUUGACUGGAAUGCUCGCCCCAAGCAGCGGUGAGAUUCGCCUUAAUGGAGAGGAUGGUUCUAAACCUGAUAUAGGAGUUUGUCCCCAAGAUAAUGUCCUCAUUCCAACCUUAACUCCUCGAGAGCACAUGACAUUCUACGCAAAAUUGAAAAAACCCAUUGAUCACUUGGAAAUGAAUAAAAAUGUUGAUGCAAUGUUGGGAUCGUUGGAGUUGGGUCGUCAGGAGCAUGAGCCCGUUUAUCGUCUUUCUGGAGGAACAAAACGACGUUUGUGCGUCGCUCUCGCUUUCCUGGGAUCACCGAAACUUGUGAUCUUGGAUGAACCUGGUGCAGGAGUUGAUCCAGCAGCGAGACGUAGGAUUUGGCGGUUAAUCGAUCAGCACAGGAUUGGCAGAACAGUCCUUCUGUCCACUCAUCAUCUGGACGAAGCCGACAUGUUAAGUGAUACGGUAGUAGUGAUGCACAAAGGAAAAAUUCUGCAUGCUGGGUCUCCUUUGACUUUGAAGAUGACCCUCAGCCAAGGAUACAAAAUACAUGUGUCUUUCCCUACUAAAGAGGGAAUAAACUCCUUUAAAAAUAGAUCCUUUGAAAGUAUUUCUCCUCUUGUUAAGAGUGUUAUUUCCAAUGCAUACGUGAGAGAAGUAUCCAGCUCUGAAGUGCUUGUGGUUUUGCCCUUCUUAGGAGUCAAUGGCACGAAUAAUGAUAUUGCAGCAGCAGCUAAAGUCCUCGAGGACAAUAAGAAUGUAAUAGGGUUUACACACUUCUCUCUAGAAUGUGACACCUUGGAAAGAGUUUUCCUGGACCUUUGUUCUGAUGCAGAAAAUGGAUCAGUUUUGAUGAGAGCUAGUCAGGACAGCGUCGCUACCAGGCAAUCAAACGGUAUCGAUUUCUAUCCAAUGUCUGAUCACGUGGAUUUAAUUGGCCAGGAACCUGAACCUAGACCCUCGCCAUAUAAACAAGCAAAAGCCCUUCUAAAGAAGAGACUAUGGCAUUUCGCGAGAGACUGGAGAUCACCCUUGGCUGCUUUAAUUCUACCUACUAUGUUCGUAGCAAUUGCUAUGGGAUUCUCGUUAAUCAGACCACCAUCCGAGGAUGAGCCACCAUUAAUUUUAAAGCCACGACUCUAUAAUACACACCCAACUCACUUUUACAGUAUUGACAAUAAAUAUGAUACGUUUCUCCAACACGUGUCUAUGCAACUUCAAGAUCGAUUUGGAGGUGAUUCCGCUGGCGCUUGGCAGACUCUUCCAAAUGACACUGGCACGUGCGAAUGUCUCGAGGGUCAACAAGUUUGUCAUGGAGUGUCCCAAGCUGUCGAGGGUUUGUUGCAAAUCCCAACCGGACGCCCAACCCUCGACUGGAUAGUUUCAACUCAUCAAGAGUAUAUAGAGAAGAGAUACGGUGGCUGGUCCUUGUCUCACUCAAAAAACGAUCCUCUCUUCGUGGUCUGGUAUAAUAACAAAGGGCACCAUGCUUUGCCAGCUUACAUUAAUGCUCUUAACGAGGCGAUCAUGCGAGCUUCUGGAGUUGAUGGAUAUUUGAUUACUCUUAAUCAUCCUCUAAAGUUGUCGAGUGACCAACUGAACCGCACCAGCUUGUUGCAACACGUAGCAGAUGUCGGAAUCGCCCUGAUGCUUUUAGUCGCAUUUAGUCUGGUUGGAGCCCAAGGAGCAAAGGAGUUGGUUAGGGAGAGAUUGUCCGAAGAAAAGCGAAUCUUAUAUCUCGCUGGAGUGCAUCCUGUGACUUACUGGACUAUUGCUCUGAUAUGGGACUUUCUGGUUUUCGAGUGUGCGAUCGGCCUUGCAGUUAUAGUUUUUGAAAUAUUCGGUCUACCAGCCUAUGUAGCAAGAGAUAAUUUAGCAGGAAUAUGCUUGCUCUUAUAUCUAUAUGCGUGGGCGGUUAUACCCUUCACACAUCUGGCAGAGAAAAUCUUCGACGACUCGAGUGUUUCAAAUAUGGUGCUCUUCUGUGUUAAUACGUUUCUGGGUGUUUCAUCCUUAGCGACUAUCCUCGUAAUCGACAUUCUCGGCAAAAGCCAGACUGCAGUAGACGUACGUGAUUUUCUUCAUCACGUGCUACUUCUACUACCCCAAUAUGCACUUGCUGAUGCUCUUGUCGAAAUCACGAAGAACGACAUCACUGCUGAAUUACUUGGAAGAUUUAACAUGGAUACCUACAAGUCUCCCUUAGGUUGGGAUUUAAUUGGUCUACAUUAUGUCUGCCUCUUCGUCGUCGGAACCAUCUUGUACUUUGCUAACCUAGCAAUUGAGUGCAGACUGCUACCUGAUAUAACAUGGAAGAGGCAUAAAGUUUCCUACGAGGAUGUUAAAGAGGACCCAGACGUCGCUAGGGAGCGUGUCAGGGUGGAGAAGGAAUUAGUUCAAGACGUUUUGAAAACCGUGAAAUUGCGAAAGGAAUACAACAGCUUUUAUGGUACAAACGUUGCGGUGCAAAAUCUCAGCUUCGGCGUUCAGACUGGUGCUUGUUUCGGCAUCUUCGGCGUAAAUGGAGCUGGAAAAAGUACAACCUUCAAAAUGCUGACUACAGAAAUAAAGCCCACGGCUGGAAGUAUUUUCCUCAAUGGGUCAGAGGUCGGAGCAGGACCUCUGUGCAAUGGUAAAGUUGGCUACUGUCCCCAAAGUGAUGCUCUUGAUGGGUUCUUGACUCCUGAUCAGUGCUUGACCAUUCAUGGAGAAGUUUGUGGUCUAAGGGAUGUUGCUAGGUCAGUAGAGAGGAUGUUAAAGAGGUUUGAUCUAAUUAAAUACGCUCAUCAGAGGGUGAGCAGCCUCAGCGGUGGGAACAAACGAAAACUCUGUGCAGCUAUCAGUAUGAUGGCUCCUGUGUCUAUAGUCCUUAUGGAUGAACCUACCAGUGGAAUGGACCCAGCAUCCAAAGAAUUAGUUUCUCAAGGAGUGAAUCACGUGACGAGAAACCAAGGGUCGGUCAUAAUGACCUCACAUAGUGUAGUGGAGUGCGAAAGACUUUGCCCAAGGGUGGGUAUUUUGGCCAAAGCAGGUCUCAGGUGCAUCGGAAGUCCUCAGCAUCUAAAGCACAGGUUUGGCGAAGGUCACAUAGUUCUCUUGAGGCUUAAACAGUCAUUGUCACCGGAUGACUUAAAGGAAGCAAUUUCGAGACACAUUCCAAAAGCUAUCGUAUGCUCAAGACAAGCAAGGACUGCGCGUCUUCUUAUACCUCGAGGUCAGGAAAUAGCUUUGAGUAUCACAUUUACUAAAGUCCGGAACCUUGCGGAAGAUCUCCAGGUGACAGACUUCACUGUAACUCAAAGUUCCUUAGAUCAGGUGCUGGUAAACUUUUCUGAGCAGUUAGAUGAGUGUUCUGAUACUGCGAUGUGUUUCACAAAUACCUGCCUCAGCAGCGACGCCAUUCACUUAGACAUAUUGUAAUUUUAUUAUAAUUAGCCAGUACAAAUUUUUCAUCAAAUGCCAGUAAUUUUAAUCCAUAUUAUAUACCGGAAUAUCCAAUUCUAAUUGUUGCUCUCUUGCUCAAAUGAUUAUUUAAGCAAUUUCAAAGAUCGGUUCUAAUUAAAUAGUUCUUAUUAUAGUUUUUGUAAGAUCGUAUUGUUUAUCUACGUUUUUAUUUGUGUGAUUGCAUCAAAUUAUGUUUCAUUGAGGCACUCAGCUAAUUUAUGUUUCUAAUUAUGUUUUAGAUCUUCGAAACAAAAGCUCAAUUUUACAUUCAGUUGAUUUGUUCUGAGGUUAUUUCUUGACUUCACAAAGUUGUGAUGCUUAUUAGAAACAAUUUUUGCUCAAAUGAUUUAAUUUCUUAAAGAAAAAUUUCAAGCUUCACGUGUGUAAAAAGGUUUUAUAUGUGUUUUUAAAUAUAAUUUAUUUCUUCUACGUA